CUAGGGAGCGUAAAGACGCUGCUGUCUGUUGACCCACGAGACGAUUAUCCUUCAACAGCCAAUGUUUCCGAAUAGGUUCUAGAUAUUUAGACACGGUACCGUCUGACUCGCCGUCAUUGUAAUACGCUCAUCAGUCACCGACUGACUCAUCGCUGCAGAAAGUAUUUUGUCACCAUCCUUUUUGCAGGAAGUCGUAAGUGAAGUAAAAUCUUUUAGCUCGCGUGUACUUUUUAGUGUUCAUGGCUAUGGAGGAAAUGUCCAAAACGUUACGGUGUUUUCGUGAAAACCAUACAUUGGAAUCGUUUAAAGACGACAACGUGAAGACGGUAACAUCAAUUCAGCAGGUAGCUCAUCUGCUAGAUAGCCGGGUAGGAUUAUGCACUAAACUCGUGUGUUGUUUGACUAGGUUGCCAAGAUUGCUAUUUAGAGUUAACUUGGAGCUAAGGUUCAUACUUCAUCGAUUGCCUAGCGCUGAUAUAACAUUUGAUUUGACUAGAUAAUAAAAUUUCGUGCGAAAGCUAAAUCGCUCGUUUUAAUCAAGUUACUGGUUAUAAAUAAAAGUUACUGCUAGCUAACCGUCCUGUUAGGCAAAACUGAGUGCAUUGACGUAAUUACUGUAUGUAGAGUUCAGCCAGCGAUUAGCCAUUGCACUAAUUCCCAAGACAGCAAGAUGGGCUUUCAAGCUAGUUGUCCAGUUAGCUACUUAACCUGUCACCCGAAGAACCACCGCAGACUACUACCAGCCAACGACGUGUAUGCUUAUUAUGUUUAACUGAAUUGCUUUAAUUGGGAAGGAUGACGGGCUCCAGCUACUGGAACAGUGGUAAAUUUUGUGAUAGUUUGCACUUUCUAGAACAUUGAAGAAUGUGAUAAAUUACUAUGCAAUUAUGCUGAACCCAGAGAAUACGUUAUCUAGAAAAGUAAUGCAUGUAUGGAUUGUAUUUGCAUAUGUCUCAAACCGCUUUGUAGAGAAGGGAUGGGUGACUCGCUUCAACUACCACGAGACCCAAGCAAAAAUCAAUAUUCAACACACUCAAAUAAUCAUAUAUGAGAAUUAGAUUAUUUAAUCAAAACUUUCCAAAGUUAUUUUGAUAUGUUAUUAAUUUAUUAUGUUUGUAAAUUCAGUUCAUUAAUUUGGACCAUUUGGACCAGAGCUACACUUGUACCAUUUUCACUUAUUUGAAAUUGAAACUGCAUUUAUUUAAAGCAGCGACAAACAAUGGUAAAGAUCAAGUGUUGCAAUGUUUUCAUCAUUGCAAACAGAGGAAACUAUAUGAUCAUGUAUAUGUGAGAGAUAUACUUUAGAUAAAAAGGUGACAUGUUCCUUAUUUAAAAUACACAUGCAGUGGGUCAUGGGUUGCAUGACCCAUCCUGUAUGUUCACACAUUUGGUGGUUCUUCUGCCACUCCAAGAUCUAAAGAUCUAAAGCUGUGCACACUGUACAGUGUAUGACAUUGUGUAUGACCACGGUACACUGCAGUGAAUGUUUUGUCAGUGGUAUGAAGGGAUCAUUUUCACAUAUUUCCGCCUUGCGCCCUUUCCCCGUUAGAAUCAAGACACGUUUAGGGAUUACAUACCCAGAGAAAAAAGUUGAAGGAACUAUUCAAGACAUAAUCAAUGCUUACCAGCAAAACAACAUUUUACCACAGCCUACAUUGCUCAGGGAGCAGCACUGCGUUUAUUUGAAGAAAGGCUUAAAAAAUAUUUCUGGUGCUUAUGAGUGUCUUGAUGCCAGCCGCCCCUGGCUCUGCUAUUGGAUCCUACACAGCCUGGAGCUGCUGGACGAGCCUGUGUCCGCCUCCAUAUGCUCAGAUAUCUGCAAGUUUCUAGCCAGGUGUCAGAGCCCAACGGGAGGGUUUGCCGGAGGUCCGGGUCAGCAAGCCCACCUGGCACCCACAUAUGCUGCUGUCAGUGCUCUCUGCAUCAUCGGCACACAGGAGGCAUACAACGUCAUUGACAGAGAGAAACUUCUUGACUUCCUGUUCUCUGUGAAGCAGUCAGACGGCUCCUUUGUGAUGCACGUAGGCGGGGAGGUGGACAUCAGGAGUGCGUACUGUGCUGUGUCUGUGGCGUCUCUGACCAACAUCAUCACGCCCAAGCUGUUCGAUCGAACCCCCAACUGGAUUGUCAGCUGUCAGAACUGGGAGGGGGGUCUGGGGGGAGUGCCGGGGCUGGAGGCCCACGGGGGAUACACCUUCUGUGGGACGGCAGCCAUGGUCAUCCUCAGGAAGGAGCACAUGCUGAACCUCAAAUCCUUGUUACGCUGGGUGGCCUACAGGCAGAUGAGGUUUGAAGGUGGGUUCCAGGGGCGCUGCAAUAAGUUGGUGGAUGGGUGCUACUCCUUCUGGCAGGCUGGACUGCUCCCACUACUGCACCUCGCACUCUUCAGAGAAGUACCCAUCUGGACCCUCAGAGGUACUGUCGUUUCAGGGGACCGCACUCUUAGCACAAGCAGCUGGAUGUUUGAGCAGCAGGCCCUGCAAGAAUACAUACUGCUGUGCUGCCAGAACCCCGACGGGGGCCUACUGGAUAAACCUGGCAAAUCGAGAGACUUCUAUCAUACCUGUUACUGCCUGAGCGGGCUUUCCAUAGCGCAGCACUUUAAAAACGGGGAUGUCCACCAUGAACUCAUCCUUGGCAAAGAAGAGAACAGACUGGCACCUACAAACCCAGUCUACAACAUCUGCCCGGAGAAAAUAACUCAAGCGCUUGUACACUUCAAUCAGUUGCCAGUCCCACUGCAAAGCGAAGUAGCCACCAGUGUGUCAUAGAUUUUGAAGGAAAGGCGUUGUUCUCCAUUUUCUCCAAACUCUGUGUGUCCCAAUAUUUCGGAUGCAACUCCGGAUGCACUCAAAGACUCUAGAUUCACUGGCACAAGAAGUCCUUCUUUGGCAAAACAGAUUAUGCAAUUAACAGCUUGAGUAACAUCUUACCAAGUAAACUUUUUGAAUCAGUU
Molecule: messenger RNA, 2956 nt
Organism: Anguilla rostrata (American eel)
Lineage: Eukaryota; Metazoa; Chordata; Actinopteri; Anguilliformes; Anguillidae
Product: protein farnesyltransferase subunit beta-like
Exons: 12
Coding region: 1449-2771 (440 amino acids)
Biological process (GO): protein farnesylation
Cellular component (GO): protein farnesyltransferase complex
Molecular function (GO): protein farnesyltransferase activity
Source: RefSeq, a predicted model, not a curated record